Penicillium nucicola is the source of this 336-nucleotide messenger RNA. RefSeq lists its product as uncharacterized. Lineage: Eukaryota; Fungi; Ascomycota; Eurotiomycetes; Eurotiales; Aspergillaceae. The record is from RefSeq and is a predicted model, not a curated record. The coding region runs from base 1 to 336 and encodes 111 amino acids. Gene Ontology annotation, molecular function: carboxy-lyase activity. The transcript is spliced from 2 exons.
AUGCCCGUCCACCCAUCCUGUAGAGGGUCAACCUUGGACAGUGACUUGCAUGACCGCCAUUUGAUUUACAACUAUGACGCGCAAGACAGCAACGGCAAUGCAGAGAAAUGGCGGGAGACUGCCACGUUGUUGGUAUUCUUCAAGGGCCAUUGGGAGGAUGCCAAGGAUGUCCACGGUGACAAGCGGAAUCCGGACGAUAUGAAGAGGUGGCGUGGGUUGGCGAAGAUUGGCAUUCAGACGGACCGACAUCUGUUGAAUGAGCAGGCCGAUGUCCUUGAGGACUUUCGGGGGCCUGGGAAUUUAGAGCCAGGUGAUAUGGCCUUGCCGACCCUUUGA